Somion occarium is the source of this 2865-nucleotide messenger RNA. The record is from the annotation of a GenBank genome assembly. NCBI's taxonomy places the organism in Eukaryota, Fungi, Basidiomycota, Agaricomycetes, Polyporales, Cerrenaceae.
ACAAUUCUGAAUGUGUACUUGAACCACUAGCGGCAUGUACAUAUAACCUCUCAAACUGCAUUAACAAAAUUUUAACUCAACUGGAUGCCUUCCCGUAGCCAUUUGGAACGCGUUCUAAACAAUAAAACAGUACAAGACCUCCUCAGACGCUUGCUGGCCGACGAGCCGUCGAGCGGUAUCACAAGGUCGGAAUAGAGGAGAGGAUUCUAAACCUUGAAUCUGGAAGGGGGGUUACCUACCCCCUUCCAGAUGUAAACUGCUGCAAAAACACAGCAUUUCGCCCUCCGCUAUCUCUCUGUUGGCCCUCACGACUCGGCGGCUCCUCUUAUGGUAAGAUCACUUGCUGACUCACCGGUUUGCAACAAUCUACAACUCCGUCAAUUCUCAUGAUACGGUUUAGCAAAUCUUGCAGACUCAAUGCAGUGCAUCUGUUUGAAGUCUGCUUUGCACCUAAAACUCACCAUAAAUGCUACGGGAAGGCAUCCACUGUCUAUACUUCAGCUGGAUGUUCUGGCUUGGAUAUGCGGAACAUACCUAUUGAACUUGUUGCAGAGAUAUUAUCUGACGCUCAGUAUGACGAUUGCCUACCAUCUUACAAGUGGUUGCGAAACUAUGCAUUAGUCUGUCGAGCAUGGUGUCCCUAUGCUCAGGCUCUACUGUUUCGCCGGGUCGUUCUAUUGAAUGGAUCAAAGCAAUGUGAGAGGCUCACUGCUACGCUAUCCGGUCGAUACGGGAAGGAUAUAGAACAUACAGCCUUCCUUGGCCGAUGUGUCAGAACGUUAAUCCUGGGCAUGGACCAUCAGGAGGUUUACAUCGACGCCAUACUCCUAUGUCCGAAUCUUGUUGAACUGGACGUGAAGUUGUUUCAUGCAAUGUUCAGAGUUGACUCCCUCCGUCGGCUGAAACAGGCAGCUAAGUUCGAAGCACUCCACAUCCGUUCGACAUUUUACAGACCUCUGCACCAACUUCUCGAGGCGUCUCCAUCCAUCCAGUAUCUUUCGCUGGAUAUUCGUUCCACUCGUGCUGGCUCUGAGCGCAUCAGGCCUUUGUGGAAACUGCGAGAGUUGCGAAUUCUCUGCCUUCCUUCUGUGGCCCCCGAUAUACUUUCGUGGAUUUUACCCACUUCGGAAUCAAGGAAUUCGUUGGAGGUUCUGCAUGUUAACGAAACAGCUGCAUCGCAGAUUGUCUCAUCAACCACUUGUCCGAACCUUCGUAGCCUUCACGUUCGGAGCAUCAGUCCUGCGGACCUCACGUUCUUCCCCAAGCUUGAAGAACUCGCUCUCCACACCCUGCGCCCUUCUGGGGCUGUUCUUUCGGCUCUGCCACACACUGUCCGGCAUCUGCUAAUUCCCUCCGUAGUGAAGGGCAUACAUGACGUCUUGCAAGGUAUCGCUGCAUAUCAAGUGGCUUCAAACGGGGCAUUAGUGACGUUAACGUAUACGCGUACGUCAACUUCUGGCCAUGCUAUGGGAGAAAGCGACGUACGCGCAUUGCAACAAUUAUGCACCCCAUACGACAUCGAGUUCAGGUUCAUGGAUCCUCCGUAUGGGACGAUACGUGGUGAAGUUGAGCCAUUAGGGAAUAUCGGACACUUUCCCCGUCCUAUUCCAAUAUCGAGUCGACGCAAAGUCCUCUCGACGAUUCAGAUGGAUACACCUAGUAUCGUAUCGCCGAGAAAGAACGCCGUACGUCGGCUAGCUUCGUAUACCAGAGACAGGACAGCUAUGAUCAGACGUGGGAUGGCCCAGUCAAUCAGUGAUUAGGUCGAAUUUCGAUCUUGAAGAUGUAACUAUUGGAGAACUGCAUGCCGAGCUGCGAUGAAUACUGUGUCUACAUCUAUUUUCAGACACCCUGGAUUCCGAGCUCUUCUGCAAUCAUCACAGCCGCCUUCUCUCCAAUAACCAAAGCUGUGGAGUACGUAUUCUGCGAGAUAGCAUAUAUGCAGUGCGAUGGACACAUCUGUGAACCAUUAUCUCGACUCUCCCCGUAAGGCCGGAAGAAGUUCUUACCAGCGACCUUGAGGUUUGUCACACCAUACACAUUCAAGCGACUGUCGACAACGCCGCCUUGUACGCGAGGUUUCAUUGCACAAGUUCCGAGCUGUACUGAAGUCAGUACCAAUCAUCCAUCGUCAGGUGUCCGGACGACGCAUACCGAAUGCCACGUUGUACUCACUACGAAAUCUACAACAUCAGAGAACGACAUAAAAUUGGAAUUUAAUUACUUACGCUGUUGUUGUAGAUAUCUCUCGAUGGCUCUGUCGUCUUCUUCGGUGUAAGCAAUGUCUGGAGCAUCGAUAGCAACAGGCAUAAUAUCCGCCUUACACGCAGCCGCGCUGCCCUCAGGGAACGAAGGGUGGUAUGGAGCAUACUCUCCUCGAAAGCACUUCAUGCGGCGAGCGAGCUCUCUAGUCUUUUUGUAACCCCACCUGAAGACUUCUACAUCUUCCCGUCUACAAGUAGUUAGUAGACAGCGACACCACGCAUGACAAUAAACUAAUCAUACUUCGCGAGAUAGUCUGGUUGGAAAUCCAGGGGAGCGAAUAUGUCGUGGGCAGAUGUGAUAUGGACGUGACCCCUAGCGGAAGGAUGCUGGAGGUAGGAAAGUAUGUUGAAGAACUUCCGAUGUGGUGCCGUUGCGUAGUCCCCAACCAACCUGAGGACGAGUGUCAUGACCAUUGCAACAAACGAAGACGAGAAAGUAGUACAUUGCCAUCGGGCCCAGCCAAAGGAUGGGCUUGUCAGGAGCGUCGACAAAGAACUCCUUCCAUUUCCUCGCAAAAGCUGGUCCUAUCGUUAACACCUCCUCCUCAGUUGGGCGAAUCUUUAUGCCCGCAUCAAUACCGCUGUUACAAUUAGCAUCGAC